GUACUGCCAUUGAUCACAAGCCGGAAGUGAAUUGAGAAGCUUCUCUCUCUCUCUCUCUCUCUCUCUCUCUCUCUCUCUCUCUCUCUCUUCAAUUGCUUUGAGCAAGUUCUAGAAUUUUGGUCAUCUUCGAGUCCGAGCUCAGCGAAGGAGUGAUAGUAUGACCGAAGAGAAGGAAGAAGUGAAGACUUUCAAGGAGCUGGGCAUAUGCGAGCAGCUGUUGGAGGCUUGCGAGACUUUGGGAUGGAAGAAUCCGACGAAGAUCCAAGUUGAAGCCCUUCCUCAUGCUCUCGAAGGAAAAGAUAUGAUCGGUCUUGCACAGACAGGAUCUGGCAAAACGGGGGCAUUUGCUCUUCCUAUACUGCAAGCUCUAUUGGACUCUCCGCAAGCCUUCUUUGCUUGUGUGCUCUCUCCUACGAGGGAACUAGCAAUUCAGAUUGCUGAACAAUUUGAAGCUUUAGGAUCUGGCAUCGGAGUCAGAUGUGCUGUGCUUGUUGGUGGAGUUGACAUGGUGCAACAGGCAAUUGCCCUUGCAAAGCGCCCUCAUAUUGUUGUGGGAACGCCAGGACGUCUUCUUGAUCAUUUGUCCAACACCAAAGGGUUUUCUCUUCGCCCUUUGAAAUAUUUGGUCUUAGAUGAGGCGGACAGGUUGCUGAAUGAGGAUUUUGAGAAGUCCAUUGAUGAAAUUCUGAAUGCUAUACCGCGUGAAAGGAGGACAUAUCUAUUUUCUGCCACUAUGACAAAAAAGGUUAAGAAGCUACAAAGGGCUUGUUUGAGGAACCCUGUGAAGAUUGAAGCUGCAUCUAAAUAUUCCACUGUUGAUACACUGAAGCAGCAGUAUCGCUUUGUUCCUGCCAAGUACAAGGAUUGCUAUCUUGUCUAUAUUCUCACUGUGAUGGCUGAAAGUACGACAAUGGUUUUUACUCGAACAUGUGAUUCAACUCAACUUUUAUCCUUAAUUCUUCGAAAUCUAGGACUAAGGGCAAUUCCAAUCAGUGGUCAAAUGAGCCAGUCUAAGAGACUUGGAGCUUUGAAUAAGUUUAAAGCACGAGAAUGCAAUAUUUUGAUCUGCACUGAUGUUGCAAGUAGAGGACUUGAUAUCCCAGCAGUGGACAUGGUUAUCAAUUAUGACAUCCCAUCAUCUUCUAAGGAUUAUAUACAUCGAGUGGGAAGAACUGCUCGAGCAGGACGAUCUGGUGUUGCUAUCUCGCUAGUGAACCAGUAUGAGUUGGAGUGGUAUUUACAAAUAGAAAAGUUGAUUGGUAAAAAGUUACCCGAGUUUCCUGCUCAAGAGGAGGAAGUAUUGCUAUUGUUGGAACGUGCUACCGAGGCCAAAAGAAUAUCACAGAUGAAAAUUAGAGAAAGUGGCGGUAAGAGGAGAAGAAAGGCAGGAGGAGAUGAUGGCGAGGAAGAAAUUGAAAGAUACUUGGGUAACAAGAAUGGGAAGAAAUCCAAGAAGUUGAAGAGAUAAUGACAUCUGACUGCUCAAGCUAGAGUUUUUCAAUGUCGAUCCGGUGGCAAUGUAAAUUUAUCGGAUGAGGCAUCAUUCUUCUACGCAAGCAACUGUGGUUAUGCUUUUUUAUUUUCAAAGAAAAAAUUCAUCCCCAUUUUAUCCGAUAAAUGUUUGUUUGUCACUGAAGUUUUCAGGUAGCGUUCCAUUCUAAAUGAGAAGAUUUUGGGAUACUGCUCAGAACAGUAGUCUCCUUCAGUUUUUUUGACGAUUUGGAUU
Messenger RNA from Rhodamnia argentea, 1726 nucleotides. Its product is annotated as DEAD-box ATP-dependent RNA helicase 10. The transcript has 13 exons. The coding region runs from base 158 to 1468 and encodes 436 amino acids. The record is from RefSeq and is a predicted model, not a curated record. Gene Ontology annotation, molecular function: ATP binding; nucleic acid binding; RNA helicase activity. Lineage: Eukaryota; Viridiplantae; Streptophyta; Magnoliopsida; Myrtales; Myrtaceae.